AUGUUUUUAUUGGAGCCAAACAUACAGGAGCAGAACUAUGGCAAUAUUACUGCAAGCUUUGCGGAGCGGCUGUCUGAUGUAGUACAAUCGGAAUCCCCAUUGAAUCAGGAAUGCUUACGAGACCUUCGGACGACCAAUUCCUAUGAUUACAAGAGUCGUAUUCAAGCGACUAAUGGAGGACUGUUAAAAGACUCAUACCGAUGGAUUCUCGACAACGAGGAGUUUAAGCAAUGGCAAAACGGCCAAGGCAAUCUGCUCUGA
Penicillium waksmanii is the source of this 261-nucleotide messenger RNA. RefSeq lists its product as uncharacterized. The record is from RefSeq and is a predicted model, not a curated record. Lineage: Eukaryota; Fungi; Ascomycota; Eurotiomycetes; Eurotiales; Aspergillaceae. The transcript is spliced from 2 exons. Bases 1 to 261 code for a protein of 86 amino acids.